AAUUAGCGAUGUCGUUUAAAAUGUGUUAAUUAAUUACCGAAAAUAUUUAAAAUAUGAAUUUACACCAGAUUGUUAGUGGCGCGUGUAACGCGGGCGACAAGUGCUUCGCUGUCGGCUCUGUGGAAGGUGUCCCGUUUACCGCGUAUGCCGCUGGCUGCAACAUUGUUAUUUUGGCCUCUACUUUCGAGCGUGUGCAGAUUAUACCUGGCGCGGUUCAUGAUUACAUUCGAAUCAGCUCUAUUGAUUGUUCUAGUGAUACUGGCAAAAUUGCCGCUGCUUACGAUAAUACCGUGUGCAUUUACGAACCUACGCCUUUAAUUCAUAAUAAUUCUGUGCAUGGUCUGGACUACAGGUGGGUCCAAACGGGAACUUUAAAAACCGAUUCUCCUAUACGCGCCCUCAGCUGGAACCUCGAGGGUACCCGGUUAUUAACAGCCGGCGACGAUGUCCAACUAUGGCACUUAAAGCAGCAAAUUAUUGAGGAACCUGCUGUAACUUUUACUCUGGGUGGUGGCCCUGAGGGUGAAGAUAAUCAAGAUGAUCAUGAAAAAGCACAAGACCAAGAGCAGACUUCUUGGAAUUGCGUUUGGAAAGCUAUCACCGCAAUACCAAUUCAACAUCUGGCGUUUAGCCCAGAUGGAACCCUGUUUGCCACUUGCGGCGAAAACGACAGACUAGUAAAAAUCUGGUAUGAAAACAAACAUUUUCUUUUUACAUCAAAAAGUACUGACGAACCACCCGAGCUUGACUACGGGUUUGUUUAUAUAGCGCACCCGAGAGCCGUUACACAUUUAUCAUGGCGUACUACAAGCAAAUAUAUGCCUAAAGGAUCGGUAUCUAAUAUGUUACUGACAUCAUGUAAAGACAAUAUAUGUCGUUUGUGGGUGGAGACCGUACUGCCUGAGGACGGUCUAGUUAAUUUAUCUCAGUUAGAUCCGCAAGCUAACCACCCGAAAUUUAGAACUCACCGUCACAAGCACAGGUUCAUGCAGAGAUUGAAACAUAUGAAAACGUGUUUCCAUAUAAGGCGGAACGCGAAGCACCACGGCCACGGUAUCGGAGGCCCGUCGCCGCCCAUUCCUACACUGCCCUCCACCUAUAGUGUACACGACUUCCAUUCGUACGGUUAUCACGGCACAGGAGUGACACCCGGGCUCCAUUUCCAUUUGGCCGCGUCCGUCAACGCGGAGACCGAUAUUCCCUUGGUGCCGAGCAUAAGUUACUGUAAUCCGCGUCCAGCUUUCGUAUUGCAUUGGUUGGAUAACAAAGAAAUGCACUUCAGUCUACAGGCGGAGUUGUUUUUGGAAGAGUUUGCGCGACCUGUAGUAGAAAACCCUGAGUCUGAGGAAUUCUCCCUGGAACCGCUCAUGGAGUCGGGAGCUCCUGACGGUGUGGACGCCAGAAUCGAGAGCUUUCUAAGGGAUUGGCACCACAGUCCCGAUUUAUUGUUUAGUAUACAUCCGGUUGACGGCAGCUUCUUAAUAUGGGUGGUCGAAUGGUUGGAUGAAUUUCAUCCCGGAUCAUUUCGGCAAGCUCAGGUAUCCUUUUCUACGCGUAUCCCCACCGCAUUUCCUAUCGGUGACUCGAUGAGCAUGUCUACCACCGUUAGCCUGUAUAGCACUACGCCGUUGCUAAAGCAUUUGGUCAAAGACGUUAUUCAAAGGGAGCAAACCAGCAGAAACUUGGCCAGCGUGCAAGAGGAAGACGAAAACAAGCCCUAUUCGGAACAUCAACACUCCGCUGAGGAGCAAAACGAAACAUCUCCGAUCGUUUAUUUGGUGACAAAACACGAUAACGGCACUUUAAAUCUGUGGCAGAUCACUUUCGGCGAUCAAAGUAAAUUUGCCCAAGUUUUAAGUAUUGGCCACAGAAGCAGAGCGUCCGGGCACAGAUUUAGGGUGAACGACAUCACUUGUCACCCCGUAUUACCGCUGCUUCUCACCACCAGUCACCAUAACAUUAUCGACCAAAACAAAUCGCGCAAUAGAAACGGUUUUUGUAGUGAACUUAUACUGUGGAAAGUUGACGCGGUCGGGCCGCUGUCAAAAUCCGGAGGUAUAUGCGAAUUGGCGCGAAUCAGCUCGCCCGAACCUUCGGCAUUUAGCAACGUCGCGUGGAUUCCGACCCUGUUGCCGUCCAGUACGUUGGGCAACCUGUCAAACUCGCCGAGCGCAUGCUUCGUGGCGUCGGACGGUCAAUGUUUGCGCGUUUAUCAAGCCGUGAUCGAUGCCAGGACCCUCCUGGCUGAUCUGGUAUCGUACAAAGAAAACAAACAGAAUACAGACGACGAAACGGUGUCGGAUAUGUCAUCGUUGAACGAGGAAACCCUGCUGGAAAAUAUAAACAUAGUUUCCCAGCAGAGCACCUCCCGUCCAGGAUGCAUUAUUCAAUUGGAAACGAUCGCCGAAGCCAUCCAAUGGCAAAACACCACCUUCUUGCACGUUUAUCAAGAACAAUUGAUUACGGGUAAAAGGAGCGCUACGGCUAACGUGGUCAACCAAGACGCGAUGGUCGAUCUUCAGUUAUCUUCGGUGUUCGAAGAGCCUUUCUUUAUCGUCCUUCUCGACUGUACCGACCAAAACACGAUCAUACACAUGUGGAAAUUGACGAUCGCUUCGACGGAUAACGAGUGCUCGUUGACGGCUAGUCAGAUGUAUGUGCCUGAUUGCAAUCUCGUGCAAGACGAAAACGACUUCUCAAGGAGGAAUAGUAUGGAGUCGUUGCAUUUGAGGCAGGGUAAAGUUAGUCCCCAUAUUAAUCUGACCGUGACCAGAGAGAUUAAGCAAAUCCUACCGUUGCCUGACGGGGUAGAGAUCGUUCACGCGACACCGGCAGCAGGCCAUCUAAGCUCCGCCUCUAUUUAUCCCGCUUGCUUGGCGCCAUAUUGUUUCGCGACCGCUUGCAGCGACGGUAUCAUCAGGUUUUGGAUGGUAUCGAGUAAUCCGAACCACUUGAAGGAGUUCUCCGGGUUAAUGCUCGAGGAGAACGACGUCGUGAUUAAUUCCGGCAAAGUCUGGACCGAGUGGAACAUGAUUAAAGAAUCCGCGAUCGAAAUCGACGGGCAGGUUUUGAACAUCAGUGUCGCGUAUUCGGGACGAUUGGCGUGCGCUUACAAAUACGGCAAAAGUUUCACCAGACCGAGCAAACACGAUCAGGAUUCGAGGUAUAUUAACCUCUGCGUCGCUAUUUACGAAUGCGAAUCCACUGGCGGCACGGAAUGGAUUUUGGAAGACGUCAUUCACUUGAAAAACAUUCAUCUACCCAGGAUCGACAUCAAUAGGCACCUCGACCUGAGUUAUCUGUACGACUCGAGGACCCUGAAAAAGAAACAACGGAUCAACGAAGUGCUACACACUCUGGCCAACGACGACAGGCAAACUCUAUCCGCGGAACCCAUAAAACCUACGUUGUUGGCGGUUCCCAGUUUUACAACGCUGCAGUCGUUACGCAAAUCGAUUACCGAAAUGGGCAACAUCUGUCCUCUCACGCAAAAACACAUCGUGCAACUGGACUGGGUGUCUAACGAGGACGGUUCUCAUAUUUUAACUGUAGCUUGUGGUAGCAAGAUCAUGCUGUACACACCCCUGUCCACGGACUUGGCUCAGGCCAACGUCAAAGCCAUGAAAGAAUCGAUGAACAGUUUCAGGCCGAUAUUAAGGAAAGCCAGCAGUUUGGCGCAGCCUCUCUUCGUCGACGAUUUCAAGUGGAUGACCCUUAGGAAGAUCGAGCUUCAGACGGCAGACGGUCUACCUGCUCUGCCUAUGCAGAUCAGCUGGGUAAGGGACGGCAUAUUGGUGGUCGGUAUGGAUUCCGAGAUGCACGUUUACACGCAAUGGAAGCCGCAGAAUCCGAAUUUGAAACAAAACGGUAUGGCCGAAAUCGAACCCAACAAUCGCGAAAUGGAUUUCAGAACUUUAACGCAGGAGAACCAAAGGAAGUUGGCCGCAAUACCGACCCUCGGCAGGAUAAGCUCGGUUAAUCUGCAAAUCUUGGAUAGGAAACGCAAUAAGGAUCAGAACAUCGACUACAUGCCCGACUACGGGCUGUUCGAAGCCUCGCGUAUCGCAUGUCCGGUGUUACCUCAAUAUCAUCCUAAGCAGCUAAUGGAACUUCUCAAUUCUGGGAAAAUUCGAUGGGUGAAAGCGAUUUUAUCACACUUGGUCAAAUGUAUUGGUGGGAAUCAGGAGCCAUCCGAAGAAAUACAAGGUUGGAGUAGAUCCAGAACCCUCUCUGUCAGCUAUCCUCCAGCAGGUAGUCCCGAACAUAGAGCGAGUAUUAGCGAAAUAACUUUAGACUAUGACGAAAUUAGCAAUAUACCGCCGCUGCCUCUUUGGACGCUGUUAGCUGCUGAUAAAGAACAGCCCAUGACCCAAGAAGAACAAAAGGAUUACGAACAGCUGUUCGAUAAUAAUGUGAUAAUGGAAGAGUCUUUAGAUACUUUAUUGGAGGAUCAAGACGGGGUGCCAAACUUGGAAAGGAGGCCGUCGGAGAGGAACAUUGGUCUGACCCAUUUCACCCCGAAGCAAGGAAGAAUCUUAUCGAGAUUGUUGACUCACAUGCAUUUGCCUGGUUUAUCGAGUUUAGAUCAAAUGCAUCUUCUAGCCUUAGCAGAUACUGUUUCGACAUGCAAUACCGAUCUGGCAGAAAGGUUCGCAAUAGAUGCGGCAAAAUCCGCUAUAGCCAAAGAAAAUCUCGUCUCUCAAUCAGAUGAAAUAUCAACCGACAACCUCGACGACUGCGGCUUGAGGUUUUUGUUAUCAAUGAAGCAUUACAGCUAUCUACUGAGGUGCCUUCCUUUGGCGCAAAGAUCUCAGUUCCAGAAACAGGGAGUGGGAAAUAACAAUCUGGCUUGGGCGUUUCAUUCGGAGAGCCAAGAGGAGCUUUUAAAUUUGAUUCCCAGUUACGCCAAGGGAUGUCCCACUUGGACGCAACUCCGAGAACUCGGAGUAGGAUGGUGGAUCAGAAACUUAAAUCUGCUAAAGCAGUGCGUCCAAGUCUUGGCAAAAGCCGCUUACCAAACCGAGCAAGAUCCCAUGGACGCUGCUCUUUAUUAUCUGGCCAUGAAUAAAAAGAAUUUGUUGUGGGGUCUUUAUAGAUCUAAAAGGGACGAGCGCAUGACCAGAUUUUUCUCUAACAAUUUCUCCGAAGAUAGGUGGAGGAAAGCCGCGUUGAAAAAUGCUUACGCUUUAUUAGGAAAACAAAGGUUCGAGCACGCGGCAGCCUUUUUCUUAUUGGCAGGCAAUUUGAAAGACGCCACGGAAAUAUGUCUACACCGUAUUAACGACCUUCAGUUAGCUAUCGUCAUCGUACGUUUGUACGAAGGGGACGGAGAUAGUUUGAGGAAGUUAUUGUAUAAAGAAAUUUUAGGGUGCGAUGAAAAUGGCGAAAAUCAGGAUUUAACCAAAGCUCAUCCUGAUCCUUUCUUAAGGUCCAUGGCACUUUGGACUUUAAAAGACUACCAGGCGUCCCUCAGUACCUUGUUGAUAGGCAACGCUGGUACGCAACACUCGGCGCACGAUGAUGAAGCUAGGGAAACCAAAGAGGCUGACCCUAACGUAUUUAAUUUCUAUGUCUAUCUCAGGACGCAUCCUCUAUUGGUACGACAACAUUUGGCCAAUUACGGCCAAAGAAAAACUUUGCUACCUGACGGGCGACAUAUUCUCAUUGAGGAGUCUAUUACUCCAUUAGAGAGACAAUUAUAUUUCGCCACCGCUCACGGACAUUUUAGGGCAGGCUGUCCAGCUCUGGCGCUCGAAGUGUUGUCUAAACUACCCUACGUGGUUUCUGAUAAACACGGAAAAACGCCACUGGUAUCGCCGAAAGAUAUCAAGGAAGAAGAAAUCAUAUCAACGGGUAUUAUUUCGUGGGACAGUAAACCACAAAUUGAUCAAAAAGCGACCGAAUUCGACUGGGGUGCUCCGGUGAAAUCGGAAGUUCGAACUGAUGAUUUGGACCUCAAGUGGAGUGAUAAUGAAGAAGAUGCCGAAUCCGACGAUUCCGGAGGUCUAGCCAUGAAUGUUAAGAAAAAUGAACAGGUUACAGAAAACGAAAUAAAUGAGGAGGAAGAAGAAAACGACGAAGUGCAGAAUCAAGUGGAUAUAAUGGCUCAGCAACUGAAAUUCGUGGCAUGCCUUAAAAUUUUGAUGGAGGAGUUGUCCACUCUGGCGACUGGUUUUGAAGUAGACGGCGGUCAGUUGCGCUAUCAACUGUACAUUUGGUUGGAAAAGGAAGUGGAAGCUUUAAAAGAACUUUGCAAUUACUCUAACGGGGAUGGUGGAGAGCCUUCGGAUCAAGAGAAGUCGCCCGAACCGGAAGGAAUUGUCGUUGAGGUGAAUCCAAAGCCGACGCUUCACGAGAUAUUGGUCCAGGAGAAAUUAGACUUUGAGGCGAAAGUUCAAAGAGCGGCGAAGAGGAAACGAUGGCUCAGAGCCAACGAAACCCUGCUAAGAACAUUGUUGAGUUACUGCUCCCUGCAUGGGGCAACUGGAGGCUUGGCUUCAGUCAGAAUGGAGCUUAUGCUAUUGCUGCAAGAAUUGCAACAGGAAAAGACUCACCAGCAGCUGCUCAGUCCUUUACCAUUCCCUACCAGCUUGCCACUGUUGGCCGCCAGUGUGGCUAGUAGCAAGACAGUGAUAGCCGAUCCCAUUCGAUAUCUGCAAGGUCUCACCCACGAUAUGUUACAAACGAUGGUAGAGUUGCCUAAACCGACUUCCACUCAAACCCAACUGUUGGUGCUCAGAGAUCUCGCGAUCGCUCUUUCGGCUUGUAUAUAUCAGUCGUUAUGCGAUUCCGAUACAUUCAAAGCGUCUUUACAAGACUCGCAAGAUAUUUGUUCGACUCAUUUGGUUGGUAGAAAACGAAAAAUAUCCGUCAAUGACAAUUUGCAAAUAGUUACGCUGCCUUCGAAAUGGCCGGGUGUUACUAGCUUAAGGGCGUUGCUGGCGCGAGAAAAAGACGAAGAUACACCCAGACUAAAUGUUCUACUCUGUGAAGCGUUUAGCGCGACAUACCUCGCGCUUUUACUUUACGGUCUUGUUACCUGCGACUGUGUAAUUCUUUUCCACGUCACCGCUCACACAUUCAACGGUGAGAGUUGGGGCAGAUUGUUCGGCGGUGGUAUCAAGAAGUUGUUGAGAACGGCGAGUUUGAUUAGCAACAACAAUUCCCAGCACCCCCACCUGAUGUCUCAGCAGAGUGAGGUGGAGGAAGGUAGCGGACCGAGCAACUGGUUGAACAAACAAAGGGUCAGGUUGAACACCAAACUGCUGGGGCAUCAGCCGUCGACUAUGAAAGAGGAUAAACCUACUUACAGGGAACAAUUCGUUCCGCCCGAAAUGAGCGUAUUGGCAUUUUUACUGCAGAAGCCAUCAACGAGUUACUAUGUGGAUGAAGUGGAGAGUGAAGAUGAAGAUGAAGACGAGGACGAGGAAGUGUUUGAGUCGACUCCGAAUAUUACCAAAGUCGCAAACAACGAGCACUCCGAUCCGAAUUCGUACUCUUGGUUGGUACUUAAGCUGGCUACAUUGAGAAUUGCGCAGAACAGACUCCACGACUUUUUGGCCGUGGCAGGAUUGGAACUAUCCGAAUUGCCUGUUGCGAGUCCAUUGAUCCACAGCAGCCUGCGGAGCCUCACCCAAUGGCAGGAUAACCUCAAGCGAGAACUAGAACUGAGACAAACUCCGAGGGAAUUUAUCCCCGGAUGUUUCGUCGAGAAUACUUCGGGUCCGCCGAUACAAAAAUAUAGGCAACUGCUAGAGCCGCAAAACACCCCGUUUAGUAACAAAAGCUCGGCCGCACCCGCCAGGCUGCUGUGGAAUUAUUUGGUCCACCAAGAGCCCGUUCAAGAUAUAUUUAUCAGGGCCGUGUUCGGCAAACGGAAGUCGAUCAGUAGCGGGUUGGACGAGGUCCUACCUCAGUCGGAACCCGUACUCGAACCCGUGCGAAUUAUUCACAAGGAACAAGAUUCGAUAUCAGCGUUCAGCUUGAACCAGCUGAAUAGCGGGCUUAUAGUAGUAGCCACGCCUCGCGAACUGCAAGAGAUGGAUAUAUCCUUGCUGCUCGAGCUGCCGGCGUGGCUCGAGGACGAAUGUGAGUUGGAUAUCUUAAACUUAACAAAAGACGCGCCGGAUCCGACCGUACCUCCUUUCCUAGUGAUCCAGAGUUCGGGCGAUAAAAACAAAGAAACGCAACCGGGCAGUCCGCAGCCCGGGUUGGGUAGUCAGAGCGGUCGCGGGACGAGCGUUAUGAAGGGGCUGAGCUUCCCGGGGUGUCACGAUUCCAAUUUUGUCCAUCUGGUGUUGCUACGGUCGGCUCACAUGCUGCGACCGGUACUAAAACACAAAGUCGAUGGAGUUCGGAGGAUCACUUCACAUCCUUUACUCCCACUGUAUUUAACCGGUGGACACGACGGAUCGGUUCAACUGUGGGAGUGGGGGCACCAGCAACCCGUGGCCACGCCCAGGCCGCCCGGUACCUACGCGAAAGUGACACGUCUCAGAUUCUCUCAGCACGGUAACAAAUUCGGAGUCGCAGAUAUGGACGGCAUACUUAGCCUGUUCCAAGUGGGCCUAAGCGUUAACGCUACGCGUCCCUUCUUUACCUUGCAGUGUCAUAACAAGGGAAUCAGCGAUUUCGUGUUUCUGGGAUCUUGCAGCUUGUUGGCGACCGCCGGUCACAGUUCGGAAAGCAAAAACGUCUGCAUUUGGGACUCUAUCCUGCCCCAAGGCAAAGCUCUGGUAAUGGCGUUCACAUGUCACGACCAGGGAGCAAGCAGUCUGGUGUUUGCUCCCCAGCAUCAGGUUCUCAUCUCGGCCGGGAAAAAGGGCGACGUUUGUCUGAUAGACGUGAGGUCUAAAAUGAUCCGGCACAAGUUCAACGCUCACGAAAACGCGGUGAAAUGCAUCGCCAUUGAUCCCCACGAGGAUUACUUCGCCACGGGGUCCGCAGACGGCGACAUUAAGAUUUGGGGAGUGGCCGUUCCGAACGUGCUGUUGUCGUUGCCGGCGGAACACGCCAGAAGCAGCUUCUUUAAGAAUAUCGGACAGGGAGUGACUCAGCUCCACAUCGAUUCCCAUUCGAGAUUGUUUUCGUGCGGUGCCGAUGGCAGUAUGAAAGUGCGGCAGUUACCAGAUAGGGAAACAUUACUAAGCCACCAUUAGUAAUCGAAAUUUGCUUUAAGUAUAAGAAUGAUACGCAUUUGACUUUAAAUUAUAGGUUAAUAAGUUUGUUUCCUGGCUUAUCCAAAGUUUAAACUAAGCUAUUUAAAUGUUAGUCGUUGCCCGGCCAUCCGAUUCGGUGCUGUUUGGAAUCAGUAUUACACGAUACUGUGGAGAAUGGGAUUAAAACAAUUGGUUCUUAUUAAAUUAAUCGUUUUUGGUCGUCCAUAGGUGCAAAUUAAUUUUAAAUUAAAAUUAAUUAAGAGAUACUUAGGUAUAUCGAUUUAUUAAAGUUGUUACUGAAUAGAUAGCCGAAUAUAUAUUUAAGUAUUUUAUUCUUUCACUGUCGAUCAAUUUUAGCAACACAUUUGUCGCAGAGAACGUAAAAUUUCUGAAAUUUGGAAUCUCUCAGAAAUAAUUUUCUCGGUGAGAUGAACCUUAACGUUUCAAAUGACUGUCGGUUUGAAAUAUAUUGUGAUUCAAUAAUUAAAUAUUGUAUUUUUAAUCGUUUGUUGGUAUUAUCAUUUUUUCAUUGUUAAACGAUUUUUUUUUUCGAUGUAGUUUAAAAUAGGUCCUAUUUUCUUUCUAGUCACCUGUUUAGUUAACUAUUAUACAUAUGCUGUAUUUGUUUUGCCAUUGUUUAUAACAUAUACAUAUUCAAUAA
Molecule: messenger RNA, 9819 nt
Organism: Cylas formicarius (sweet potato weevil)
Lineage: Eukaryota; Metazoa; Arthropoda; Insecta; Coleoptera; Brentidae
Gene: Rbcn-3A
Product: dmX-like protein 2
Exons: 28
Coding region: 54-9158 (3034 amino acids)
Biological process (GO): vacuolar acidification
Cellular component (GO): RAVE complex
Molecular function (GO): protein binding
Source: RefSeq, a predicted model, not a curated record